This is a messenger RNA of Lasiosphaeria miniovina, 354 nucleotides long. RefSeq lists its product as uncharacterized. NCBI's taxonomy places the organism in Eukaryota, Fungi, Ascomycota, Sordariomycetes, Sordariales, Lasiosphaeriaceae. The record is from RefSeq and is a predicted model, not a curated record. The transcript has a single exon. The coding region runs from base 94 to 291 and encodes 65 amino acids.
UGGGCGACGUAGUAACUUCAGGCGAGUCGUCCGUUUGCUUAGGCGGUUCGCUAUGAUGGUGACCAGGGCGCGGGCGCGGGCGCGGGGGCAAGAAUGCGAGGGCCUGAUCUGGGUUCUAGACGCGGGGCUGGGGGGACGGGAGCGCUUCUUGGCGCAAUAGUUUCAGAAAUAAAAUUACUUGAAUGGGGGAUACUUGAGUCGAGUGUUCUUGCAGUGUGCAUGAUGCUGUUUUUUAUAUUUUUGGGGAGUGUUUUGGUUUAUUGCUUUUUUUUUUGCCGUGUACCGUGGUAGGGAAGGCAGGGAAGAAAAUGACGAUGGAGGAGAGCAGGGAGUCGGAGACUGGAGUUGGGGCAU